This is a messenger RNA of Ceutorhynchus assimilis (cabbage seed weevil), 1536 nucleotides long. The record is from the annotation of a GenBank genome assembly. Lineage: Eukaryota; Metazoa; Arthropoda; Insecta; Coleoptera; Curculionidae.
AUGGUCAAAAAAGCCGCACAAGUUUUAGGAAACAAAGUCAACAAUAGCGGCAACACUGCAAGGAUGCCAUUAAUCAAAUCGUGCAACAGUCCCAGUCAUUAUAUAAUUUGCAACAAUUGCACAGACACUUUAUUUGGGCAAAUAUUUGAGUUCCUAAGUUGUCAUCAAUCGGCAAUAAAAAACCUAAUCAACAUUCAUUACAUUAAAAAAUCUUUGAUUGAUUCAAACAUUUGCCAACAAUUUGGCAUCAAUGUAAAAGAAAAAUCAACAGUGACAGUAAAAGGCAUUGAAGCAUUUUUUCCUACCCCUUUGUCAGGGGCAAUGUGCAACUAUCUAGCUAUAAGUUUCAAUAAAGUCCACUACAACAUCAGUCAUCACUAUUCAAACACAACAACUGACACUGUUGACAUUAGUGACAUUAAUGACAAGGCACCUACAGAGCCUGUCAUUAAAGAAAUUGUCGCUACGGAGCCUCAAGUUGAAUCAAGUGACUCUAUACAACCAGAUUUGCCCACUAUAGACUUAAAUACAGCCACUAUUGUAGAUCCAAUUGUAGAGGCUGUAGAAGUGCCGGCUGUAGUUGUAGAGCCUACAAUUGAACCAAUUGAAAAUGAACCUGAAGAAAUUGUUGAUGAAAACGUGGAUAAAUUUAUGACUGAAUUGAACACGGACAGUGUUGCCACUAUAAGUACACUAGUGACAACGAAUAAUUUGCAAAAGGAGUCGGUGUUCUUGAGGCUUUCUAAUAGAAUUAAGACUCUUGAACGAAACAUGUCCCUUUCCAGCCAAUACUUGGAAGAACUACACAAACGCUACAAAAAACAAGUGGAAGACAUGCAACGCGUCCUAGAAAAAACCCUCCAAGACGUGACAAUAAAACAAGAAGAACGUCACAAACAAAUUGAAGAAAAACUAGAAUCUCUUACGAGAGCCAUGGAAAACCUAUCAAAAGAAAAAAGCCAAUGGAAGUGGUUUUUUUGUUGCCUGUUUGUCGUUUUUGUCUGUUGUUUUUUAUAUGGCGCUCGUCGUUUCAAUAGAUGGAAACCGGCGGGCGCGGGCGCUGUUGCCAAAUCUAGCGAGAUACAACGUCGCAAUUCUGUUGACGUUGUAGUAUCAACCAAGACAAAUAAAAAAAAGAAGAGACGUCCUAGUGAUCAGGCAUUAAAAAUUGUCCUUGCUGCGGGUGACCAACAAAAAAAGAAGAGGAAAAAAUCACCGAUGGAUGGUGAUUGGGUGACUAGUAGGUGUCAGAUUAUUGAAGACAUUCCGUUUCCUUUGGAAGAAAGCGAUACGUCUACUCUAGAACCGGUAAAUUUGGUAGAUUCGAGUAGAAUAGAUGUUCCAGAUUAUAUUACAACCACAGCGGCCAGUGUUCGUUUGAAAAGGUCAAUGUCCAUGAAAAAUGGCAAAUACUUACCACAAACAACACGCGUAGAGAGUUCUGAAUCUUCAAAUAAUAGUCUGUCAAGUAACGAGCAAUCGACGCCAAAGAAAAUGAGGAAAGGAUUUAAGAAACUUUUCAAAAAAGUAUUUUGA